Molecule: messenger RNA, 810 nt
Organism: Kwoniella shivajii
Lineage: Eukaryota; Fungi; Basidiomycota; Tremellomycetes; Tremellales; Cryptococcaceae
Exons: 1
Coding region: 1-810 (269 amino acids)
Source: RefSeq, a predicted model, not a curated record
AUGUCUAUCCCAACUGCAAAUGUAUCUGUGGAUACUCACCAGCCCUCGACUGCCUCAUCCGGGGGUAUCGCGACUUCCACCAUGAACGGUAGUACAAAUCGUUCGAUCAGGCGACGAUGGCAUCACCGAUCCACAGCGCCUAAAGAUGAUAGGGACGAGUCACUAGUUUACAUGAUAGCGAAAGAACUAGGCGUCGGUACCACCCCCAAUACGUCGUCAGCACAAUCUUUGGACUCUAUUAAACAGUGUGACACUUCGUGUAUAGUCAGUGAAGUGGAGAUGAGCAAGGAGAUCCCAGUGACAAGUGACUAUGGUAUCAAGUCCACGAUGUGGGAUAGAUCAAGGUCUUUCACUUAUAACGGAACAGAAAGAUAUCAUCAACUCCAUCCGAGAUGCGAAGCUGAACAAUGUAUCGGAUGGGCCAAGGCGGAUUACCCCAGUAAAGGAGACACUCGUAAAGGUCGUAUGGUCAAAAUUGACCAACAACUUGGGUGGCAUUGUAACCAUGAAAGAAAUCUGAAAAGUUGUCUACCUACUACACAAAAUGGAAGAAUCACCGAAGCUCAAAUGAGGUUUUAUCCGGAUGCCACAAAUUUAAUCUCUAGAGUUUAUCUUUUCACCUCUCGAUGGGUAGCAGAUCAGACUGGUACCAAUAAUGGACAAGCAAUAUUAUUAGCAUAUGCAGACCAGAAAGAAACGCAUCCUCCCAGCAGAAGGGUUGGCGUUGUCAUUGUCAGCAAUCCAGACGAUGACGACACGAGCAUGAUUGAAGAGGCCAGGAUGUUCCACGAAGAAUCUUUUUCAGGCUAG